AGUGAUCUAGUGAAGAGAAGGCGAACGCUACUUCUUCCGUGCCUGCGUCUGCUACCUGUGUGUGUGUGUGUCAUUUCUGACUGCUAGCGUACCCUCGGUUCAUGCCCUACCUCUGUGAUUGGUCAUACCCGUGGACCUCAACAACUCAGAUCAAAAACAACUCAGCCCCGAUAGUCCCUCCCAGAACGUGUAAAGUGCUUCUUCAGAUAUCAGUUAAAUAAGUUGACACACGAUCACAAAGGGUCCAACCUCCUUAUCCUUCACCAAGACACUUCUUAGCUUCCAACACUCCAUCUUUCUCCAAGAAAAGACUCCAACACUCAACGUCUUCAUCAUGUUUGGAAUGCUGAAUCCCGUCAGUGCUGUCACCAGCCAGUUACCUGGUGGCGGUGAUGGUGGAGACGAAGGCGACAAGGAGAAGGAGGAGGAAGCCGAGAGAGAGCGUUUGGAAGCCAUCAGGGAAGCCGAGGACAGACGCAAGGAGAAGCACCGCAAGCUCGAGGAGGAGCGAGAGGGCAUGAGGCAGGGUAUCAGGGACAAGUACAACAUCAAGAAGAAGGAGGAGUUCGUGCCAGAGGAACCUGCCAUGCCAGACAACCCACUCAUGAGGAAGAAGAAAACGCCUGAGGAACUUGCAGCUGAAGCCGAGGCCGAAGAUCAGGAUGAAUUCACGAAGUUGAAAAACACCAUAGAAACACAAAUUAAUGAAGUGAAACAGCAAAUAGAAGAAAAAGUGUCCACAGCUACGGAUGAAAAAUUUCACAUUCUUAGCGGUGGCAAGUGUGUCCUGCAGUAAAGCCCUCCCCCGGCUCACGCUGUGGACUCCCCCGCCGCUAUGCAACAUAAAAGGCCUACAGCCGUCUCCUGUUUAGGGCGACGCGUCAUCACUGUAUCUCUUUCCCUGGCAGCGGUACUCCUGUCUUCUCCUCCGGGCCAUACAACAAUAUCAACCAUCAGCAUACUCUACAUCGUAAACAACAAGCUAUGGAAGCCAGUCAAAACAGCCUUGUAAACAAGAAUACAAACUACAUGAAAGCCAUUCAAAACAGCUUGUAAAUAAAUCAAGAAAAUGUAACACAGUGAAGAUAGUCAGUCAGAUAGCCUGUAAUAACAAGUCAAGAAUACAAGCUAGCAGUCAUUGAAGCUAACAGCUAUUUACUUCGUUCUCUGCCAACGGUGAAUGGUGAAGAGGUUCCUCGUUAUCUAGGACGUUAUUGUCCCUUUAGGGGAAAAAGAAACAUGCCGGAGAUUUAUCUUACUCUAGUGAAUUCCUUUGAGAAAUAGAUAAUGUACAUCAUGAUACACGCUUUCAUUUAACUGAAUAAUAAUGCCGGUAAAAAGAGACUUUUAUUUUUGUCAAGUGUAGGAAUUGCACACACAAGUCCCCUCCCCUCCCUUUAAAUAAAUUUGCAAACGAAAAUGUUUAAGACUUGUUAUAUGGUUAAAGCUAAUUCCCCCCCCCCUUCCCUCACGUUGUAGUAGAGUCAGUAGAUGAUUCAUGAAGACCUGAGUUGUUGCUGUUCUUCACCUGCCUUCAAGCGGAAAGUCUGUUUAUAAGAGACUUUACUUGAUAGAGAUUUUGUAUAUAGCAUCCCCUUUCUUACGAAUGCUACCACAUGAUGGAGUGAGACCGUUAAUAAAACAAUGUACCCUUUUUCAUAUGGAGAGUUAAAACUCCUGACAAGUCGGUGAGGCAGAUGGUAAAAAGAUGUUAACUGGUAGAAGUGAAGUCUCCUGCUAUCCUCACUUCAGGGGAUCUCAGUUAGCGUUUCCUUGGCCAGCCAGUGUUAGAAUAAACAAACUAGAUACUUCCUGAAGUGGAAACUGAUUAAGGUGAAUAGUAUGAUAAAAAGAAUUAAUUACUGAGUAUUGCUGUCGAAUAUACAGUCGACAUCUUUUUAACCAUGUUGCCUGCUCUAUGCUCUUUCCUUUGGUUCAUUGGACCCUGCGUGGAGUGUUUUGCGUGCGCUGCUCCUCACCCCGGAGGCCAAGACAGGCACUAGCGCGCCAGCUUCUCAGUUCAAGUUGUUACCGAGGUGUAACCCAACUUAAUCGUCGAUCAUCGAAAUCUCCGUUCGUCUAGCUUGUUUAUUACCAGUGUGUUAAUGAAGUUGAGGUUACGUUGUAUUUAUGAAAUUAAGGAUAUGUUAAGGUCAGGGCAUUUGACUGCAUGUAGAAGCAAGUAGCCUAUGUCCGUUUGUCAUUGCUGGAUUUGCACUUCUCAUGUUUGGUCAAUGCAGGUCUGUUAUUUCAACGUUUGUUACAUAAAUUUCUUUGGUUUAGACAUUCUGAGGGUAUGACAUUUUUGUUCCUAGUGUACAAUACAUCUGGCUCGCAAUUAUUUUGACUUCACAAAUAAAAAAUUAACAUUUGAUUUCCAAAUGAUAAACUGUUAAAAUUUAAACAUUAAUGGAAUAAUUCUUGUCUUGUCGAAGAUGAAUGAACUUUCGAAAAUGUUUAUAAGAAAAAAAAUGGCGGUUGUGUUGAUAUUAUAAUCAAACAAUACUUAGAUAUAGCCAUUGUUAAAUUUUUUCUCAUUAUAUAUUCAGACGUAGACAAAAAUGUGGUCAUUCUAGAGCGUCGUCGGAUGUAUUGUUGACGAGUGUAUUCAGAGGGAGACUUCUCAAUCACUGUGUCGUUAAUCAGCUGAUCCAUGACGCCAGAGACUGUCUAUCCAAUCAGCGGGCAUCUCUAGUUGUCAGCGGCCAGCUACAUAACGAUCCCACCUGUUAGAGAAUUCCUCCUCUCUAGACACUCUUAUAAUCGUGUCCGUGAAAGACUUAAGUCAAUUGUCUCUUUAUUUUCACCAUGUUUCAAGACGAUUUUUGUGUAUUUUCUUGUUUGGAUCAUGUAUAUGUUGUGUAAAUAAGACGUGUGACCUUGGCGGCUAACAUGCUACUCAGAUUCUCACUUGGUGGGACGGAUACUACCACAAAGGUUUUCACAGAUGCAUAAACAACAAAGAAUAACGUAAAUGGCUAACAUCUUCUCUUAUCAUGCAAAGCGAACUUAAAUCCUAACCUAAAGCCUACCUCAGCUAAAAAAAAGUCUUAACAUUGUCUAUAAUUUAAACAAACUUGUAAAUUGUGACGUAAAUAUCUACAUAAUUAUAAAGUCUUAUUAAGCAUGCCACUUGUAAGGUAAAUGUACACUUAAAUGUCAAGUAAUUGUUUCGUAACUGAGCUAACUCGUAACAUAAACCUCACGUUAAAACAAACCACAGCUAUUGUCUCCGCAGAUUCUACUUCACCUGUCUAGCACUUCAGAUUUAUCCUAAGUCUAACGCUUGCUUCAGAUCAGUGUUUUGGGUGAUGAAAUAGGAACUGAAUCUAAGAAUUUUUAAAAGAUAAUCGUACGACUGAAAUAUGUCGGUAGAUUUUGGACGUAUCGUGACAAAAGGACCCACAGAUCAUAUGAGGAGAUUUACAAUGGUGGUGACAUUGCCGUGGAAUAUUCUUAUUAUUAUGAUGAAUCGGUUGUGGCAGAAACAAAUGUCACACUGAUAAUAUAAAUACUUGUUAACACUGCAAGCUGUCUGAUUCCGACUUUAGGGGGUUUUCGUGUAUUUCUGUAUUCUCACACAUAGGGCGCUUCGUACUUGGACAGCCGGCAGUGACUUUGUGAAGCAGUUGAUGUGUGUGUUGUGUAUAUGUAUAUAAGUAGAAGAGAGACACCCCACCCCUAUUUAUAAUAUAGUUUUGUUCGGACUCCUGAUGAUCUCAAACAGUUUGACUGAUAGAAAUAAAUGUAUUUUGAGCGAUUAGCAAGCAAAGGGGCCUUUUUAAUUGAUGUCAACUUCCUGGGGCGAAUUUUCCAAAACUAUACAUAUGCCAAGGGGAAAGUUUGCGUCAGGGAAGGAUGAAAUAUGGCUCAAGGUAGUACAGUACACAAGAUAAUUGUUUUUAGGUUACAGACGAUGGUGGUGGUAGAUAUAUUUGGCGCAUAUUGAAUCAAAGAUGACGAAGCCUGGUGCCCGCCGCCACUCACUGCGCGCUGACUGGACCUGCGCAGUGAGAGGCGAACGCUGGCUUCGUCUUAACCCUGGUCUCCUGGCUUUUUGACUUCUACCCAAACAGCCCUGACUUUCUGAGGCUUAUUUUGAAAACAGCUGACUUACCAAGACAGCUGAUAAAGGCUGGGUUAUUGACGAAGAAUCAGCCCAGUAACUGGGUCUGAGGUCGUGUAGAGACCCCAGCCAGAGGACACCAGAUCAUUUAAGGUGUUUUAUGACUCGAAUAUCAACAGUUACAGGACCCAGCUGUGUCCUGUAACCUGAGGCCUCUGGCUGCUGUGUCUCUACUCUGUCACCCGUUCAGAGAUAACACUUUGUUAUUGUGACAUCUAUUUUCCAUGGGCCUUUUGCAUGAUAAAUGAUUGUACAUUUAUUAAUGGAAAUUUAAAAAUGAAUUAGUUUUUCAGUUUUCGCAAUAAAAGGCGAUAGGAACCUCAUUAUGCCUAGUGAACAGAUAUAACGAGGAAAAAUAGCUAUGAUAAUUCUCGAUAUAUUAACUCAAAACACUGGCGUCUUUGACUCUCUCUUGAACAUGCCAUCAAAUUUCUUCUAACUUAACGAGCUGGAAACCUUAAUCUAACGUGGACUUACAUUUAACAAAAUAAUGUUUUCGUGAAACAUUAGAUCAAGUCUUAAGUCGCAAUAAGCACGUAUGUGAAAACCUAUGGUAGUAACCGUUCCGCGAAAAUGAGAAAAUAAAUUUGUAGACUUUUGCUUACUGAAGCCAGAAUCAUACCCAAAUUCCUUUUCAUCUAGACAAGUUGUUCUGACCCUUGUUGUUAACUACCGUUGUUGUUGAUUUGAUAGCCAGAUACUACUAGUCAAUUAUGGUUGUUAGUCAUUGUAAUCUGGUAGGAACUAAACGAGCUAACUUCUCUCUAUAUCUAAUGUAUCUCUCUCUCUCUCUCUCUCUCUCUCUCUCUCUCUCUCUCUCUCAGUGAGCUUUAGUCAGGGCUUAAUGAUCAUGGGCCAGUUCCCAGUUACCAAGACAUUAAAGGAUUUUCCUGUUACUUACUCUCCUGUAUGUGAUAUACAGUACUGCUAAUUCAGUUUCUUGCAGAUGUAUGAAAGUGUCAUUGUUUUUUUGUUUGUUUUUAAUAAUUCGUUUUAAAAAUAUUGGAAGAAAAUGUCUUGGUGCUGUUAGUCCUCUUGAGCCCACUGUACUAUUCCCUUGGUCCUUGGCAAGCCAGUCGGAAGGCAUAAUAAACUGGCCUGUAAGAGAAUGCGGUUCUGAUUGGCUGUUAAUGUCACUUGAGCAUAGGAACGGUAUUUGUCCAGGGCGGAUGUUCUUACCUGAUUUAUAAAUAUUUAUGUACAUGUCUUGUGGACCGUAUCGUCUUAGGAUCGAAACAAUGAUAUUACUGAAGACAAGUUGAUGAUAAACAAAACUGUAGAUGUUAAAUAUGUGGCACUCUCCUGGUGGCGGAAACCAGUUAUUUGUAAACUCAACUCGCGCAGAGCUUCACCUAACCUUCCUAAGGAAAUACCAAGGUUAACGGAGGUCGUGUGGCCACCACCGACCUCCUGCACACCAAACAAUCUAAGAACACUUUUGUUAAUAUUUUCAUUCUCUCUAUCUUCCUUAUGUAUAAAUUUAUUUAAGUUUUCAAAUUGGGUUUUCAAAUUUAGAAUGUGAAAAGAAGAGAGGCCGUGGGACCUCACACUGAUCUCGGCUACAAACACAAUAUUGAUGUAUUCCAACACAAAUUUUUUUAGUUUUCGGUAAUAACUCUGGACAAGAACUGUCCCUGUUUUCAUUUUGUUUAUAUUUUUUUUUAUCGUGAGACUAAUGAUUGAUAAUUUAUUUUACAUAUCAUCUUCCAGGUGAACUGGCAAAUAAAUAAAAAAAAUGAGGUAACAAAAAAAUUAACAAGGAACGACCACAACGCCACCUUCAGUAUCCUUCCCUAGCCUGCACUAGUCUCUACCUGCUCUCACCACUCAUAUCACAAAUAGUAAGUCUUGAGGGUUGUUUCUACUGUCACGCUUGAUGUGAUGUAAAGAUCUUUAACAUAGGUGGGUAUCCCUUUAACCUUUUAUCUAUUCCCUCACUGUCUCUAUCCUAUAUGUCUGGAUUUUAAGUCUUUUGAAAAUCUUUGCUAAUAUUUAAUUACACCAAUUCAGCUCGUAAGCUAUGUACAGACAAAAACAUAUCUCUCAAUUAUCAUUUGUAUUUGUCAUGGCGUUUUAGCUAUAUAUAUAUAUAUAUAUAUAUAUAUAUAUAUAUAUAUAUAUAUAUAUAUAUAUAUAUAUAUAUAUAUAUAUAUAUAUAUAUAUAUAUAUAUAUAUAUAUGCAAAACAUUUUCCCAGUGCCCACAAGAGUAUGGUCAAGACUUAUAAACUAUGCACCGCUAUUUCUUGAUAUACGCGUAGGUUGACCUUCUUCUAUAGAGUGAUUCUAUAUCUCUUCGUUAUUCUGUCAGUGUUGUGCAUGUGUAUCGUGAACAAGAGUACAUAAUAUUAAACUGAAGCGUUACCAUAAAUCCUUAUAUAAAGUUAGUAAGUUGAUAGAAAACGUGAAUCGGGAAGCCGGUUUAUAGAAAACGUGAAUCGGGAAGCCGGUUUAUUCAAAAUGUGAAUCGGGAAGCCGUUGAAUUAUUAGUUUCCUAUUUUCUGUCUUCACUAUUAAAUAAAGAAGAAGAAGCCUUGCUGUAACUCUGUUCUUUAGAAAGUAUAUACAUUAUCUCUCUUAGGAAAUUUUCACCAAGCUUUCCCCUUUCACUCCCUACUCUCAAGUUUACCGAAACUAACAAUAGUUGAUAGGAAAUAGUAUGAUCAAAGUGUGUUCUGUGGGUAUACCGUUAUAUAAUAUACUUUCCUUUUCACAUGGUUUCCUCUUCUUAUGAUGAAAAUUUUGAAAAAAUCAAACAACUUUCUCUCUCAUGUUUUCUCCAAAGUUAUGUUUUAUACAAGGAACUAUUGGAUCGGUGGCAGUGUCACGGGCCUUCAACCAGCCACGCUGUCACGGGGUGUUCCCAUGGUCGGGGUGAUUGUGAUGGAUGCUGAUUCAUAUUUACAUAAAUCUGACAAAGAGACUUCAGUGUUGUGGGUACUCACUUCCCAUCUUGAACACUGGCGUUAAUUAUCGGCAUAAGUUCCUUUUUAUUAAUUUUUUCUUAAGUCCCAUAGGGAUUCCUGGGCGAAUACAUCCUAUCUAUUUUGUUGAAUAUUAAUGGGAUAAAAUUUGAUUUAACAAAAUGCAGUACUUUGUAAAGGAAAUAAGUGAAAAAUUUGUAGAUAUAGCAUUAACAAGUAUUUUAUAGAGUUAUUGACAUUUUACUAAUACAGGAAUAUAUAACAUAACUGCUUGAAAGCAUAUCCAGAACAAGCCACCCUUGCCCCUCCCUACCCAUUUACUGUAACAGUUAUACAUAAAAGAAACUGACCAACAAAUGAGCGCGUUUUAGGCAUGAGUUCUUCAUCGUUGUUAUGGGUAGAACAGAGUCUUCUUUAGGUAGUUUUACCGAUGUUAAGAAUACCUGUGAUGUGGACAGUUAGUUGGUAAAUCAACCCUUUGUUUAUUUCUGCUCACUGAGCAAGCCCGCCACUCCCUUUGCAGUCACACUAUUGUAAUAAAUAAGAUACAGAAGAA
Molecule: messenger RNA, 7604 nt
Organism: Homarus americanus (American lobster)
Lineage: Eukaryota; Metazoa; Arthropoda; Malacostraca; Decapoda; Nephropidae
Gene: cpx
Product: complexin-like
Exons: 7
Coding region: 335-796 (153 amino acids)
Biological process (GO): neurotransmitter transport; regulation of neurotransmitter secretion; synaptic vesicle exocytosis
Cellular component (GO): SNARE complex; terminal bouton
Molecular function (GO): syntaxin binding
Source: RefSeq, a predicted model, not a curated record